This is a messenger RNA of Rhagoletis zephyria (snowberry fruit fly), 4276 nucleotides long. RefSeq lists its product as uncharacterized. Gene Ontology annotation, biological process: regulation of focal adhesion assembly; positive regulation of stress fiber assembly. Gene Ontology annotation, molecular function: myosin II head/neck binding. NCBI's taxonomy places the organism in Eukaryota, Metazoa, Arthropoda, Insecta, Diptera, Tephritidae. The record is from RefSeq and is a predicted model, not a curated record. Gene Ontology annotation, cellular component: stress fiber.
UUCUUAUACAAAAAAUAUCCAAUUACAGGGUAGUGAAAGUUGCCUUGGCUUGUGAACUACUUAUAUAGUAUAUAUAUUUGAUGUAAGAGUAUUGCAUAAAUCUACUUAGGCAUACAAGUAUUUGAAAAGAAAUCAAGCGUAAAUUCUACAAUACUUAAACGACUCUUAUAUUGAAAAUAGUGUGAAUUCUUAGGUCUCCAAGCGUUAACCAAGUUACAAAAAACUAUUUUGUGCAAACGCUUGCAGCGCAUAUAUUCUUUAGAUGGAAUGGAUCGCAAACCAAUGAUCAACGAAGCUCUUGAACUGGCGCUGGAAGCAAUUGACAAAGAGACCAAAUUCACCAUGAUUGAUACCACCACAAUAAAAGCAACAACCAAAACAUUGAACACCGCUACCAGCAACCCAAGCACAGCAAUAUCGACCACAACAACAACAACAACAGACAUGACAACCAUCACCACAAACUUGGCUCCAAAGGAGACGACAAAUAAAACCGACGAAGAGAAAGCUAAGACCAAGCAACAAAUCGUUGCAACUACACACAACUACAUCACGGCGGAAAUGGCCCGCGAGGCGCUCAUUUCGCAGGAACCCAUUUACGAGAAUAUCUCGGCAGCAUCUACGCGCCAAGUAGAUGCUGAGGCAACACGAAUCCAUUCAGCGAGCGCAUUGAAUGACAACAACAACCAAGUCUGCAACAGACGAGAUGUGAAUAAUCUAGCGGUGAAUCAAAUUAAUCAAUUGAACAAUAAUAUGAACAGCAACAGCAACAACAAUAAUAAUAUUAGUAUUGAUAAUUCGAAUGCUAAUAAUGUCAGUAAUAGUAAUCAAAAUAAUUUGCUAAGUAAUUUGACUAACAUUAGCAACAACAAUAAUAACAGCAAUAGCAAUAGCAAUAGCAACAACAGCAUUAGCUAUAGCGCUAGCGCUAGCGAUAACAACAACAAGCGGCGUAAUGUCGAUACAAAUUUUAUUGAAUUAACCAAUGCUUUCGCUAAUGCUACAACAAUAACAACAGCCACGGGCAUGCCAGCAGCAGCAACAGCAACAGCAACAACAAUAACAACAACUGCAGGCGCAUGCACAGCAGCUACAGCUACAGCUACUGCAGCGCUCAUAGCCAAUGAAAAAGCGCAUGCUAGUGACAACAAUGCUGCAAUUACAAAAACAACAACAACUCCAUCCACUGCAACGCUGCAAACGGAGCAGAAUUUACCAUCCCACACUUCCUUAACUUCCUCCACAAAACCCACCUCGACAACGCCUGAGCGCGCGCUCGCCCCCAACCCAACCGAUUUGGCAGAUCACGAGCCCUACUACCAGGUGCCCCAGUCCAGCGAACCCUACUACGAUGCGCCCAAGCACCUGCGUCCUGUGCCACUUUACGAGAACAUCGAGGUGUUCUACACCGGUUUGGAGAACUCCACACUGGCAGGCGGCACUGGCGCCGCUCUCAAUGGCAACUUCAAAUUGGAGCCGCCGAAGGAGAAGCCACCACCGCCGCCCAUCGAAUCGCCGCCGCCUUUCGAUGAUGUCGACAGCAUUGACAAUAACACAGACACUUGGUCGUCGGACAAUACUUACGAGACGAUUUCAUCGCGCUUGCCACACGUAAAUGGCCUGGCGGCCGAUCAUCCUUCGCCGCCCAUCAAGCGCAUGAACUCGACCAAGCGCAUCAAGAAGGAGUUGCGUAAUAAGCGCUCGAGUUUUCUGGGCAUCGACACGACGAAUUUGGACGAUGAGGAGAGUUAUUUGGAGUUGACGGUGGCACCGCCGCCCGAUAUGGCGCAGCUGUUGCAGGAAGAGCGACGCUUGGAGAAGCAAUUGUACCUGAAGGCGGGACUGUGCGAUAGCUCAGAUACAGGCGAGAGCCGCGACUCUGGCGUCUCCGAGAAUCAUUCACGUCAGAGCAGCGAACACUACACAAACUCGUCGGAGGAGAACGAUCGGCAAAUCGACUCGCCGCCACACAGCCUCAAGUCGAAUGAGCUCGUCUAUCAGAAUGAAGCGCUGCUGAGCGCCGUGCAAACGCCACUGCUGCAAACAGUCAAGGGCAACUGCGCCGAAUCGUGGACCGAGUCCGCUACCGUCGCCGCAGCGGCCACCAAAUCACUCACCGAGGCCACCGCCACCGCCAAUGCCAAAAUGCUCUCCAUCGAGGAGAAAAUACGCGAACAAGAGGAGGUGUUGCGUGUCGAGCGCGAGCUGCUGCAGCUCGAACAGGAGGAACUGAAGCGCCAGCGGGAGAAUUUAAUGCUGCGCGAGAACAUGGCACGACGUGAGCUACAACAUGGCGCCAAGAUGCUCAUGUCCGCCAAUCGUCGCUCAUUGCAGGACCUAAACGGUGUAGGUAUGUCAGUGGCUGGUGGCGGCACCGGUCUACCGCUGCCGAAUACUGCAGCCAAUUUAGCCUACCAAACAGCCGUGCCACAAUAUGCGCUUGCUGCGCAUCAUGGCGUGCAACAGCCGCCAAAACAACUAUUCGGCGCGCCCCUGGUAGCCGCGCAGCCGGUGCAGCAGAUUUACGCAAAUGUGCCCAAUUUGCAGCAGCAGUACUACCAAGUGGACAUCGACUACCGCAAAUCCAUGUCUGAUCUGCAAGAGUUCUCCAAGCGGCACAUGCUGCCGCCCACGCCACCAACCAAACCGAUGCGCGCCAUGCACGUGGCCAACGCAGCCAACACAGCUGAUGAACUGGCUGCGCAACGACAUUCGCUCAACGCACAAGUGGUGAAAAUAGCCGCACCCACUGCAGCGCCGCGCGGUCACACCAUUUACUCCAAUCAGCAAUAUCACCACCAAUCGACGCAGAAUUUAAACGUCAGCAGCGGCAGCGUCAGCGCGGUGAGCGCUGCACCGCUACCACCACCCGUCACUAACGGCCAUCAUCCAGCCUUGCCUGGCAAUAUGUCGCGCAACACGCUACUUGCGCUCAGUGCCACACCAAAACCCAAGUACACCGACGGCUGGGUGCAAAUACAGCAGCGCAAGUCUUUCGAUUCGAAUUUAGCCAACGAUCCUGCUUGGCUUUCCGCUUACCAACAGAAGCGCAAAUCCUUGCCGGAGGCAUACCAUGCCUACAACAACCAUUGGCUGGUGCAGGAGGCCGAACAGCGGCGUAUAGCAGAGCAGCGGCGUGGUAGCUCGACAGGCACAACGCCGGUGCAUCAGCAGAACGGCAGCGCUGUAGCUGCGGCAGGUGGCAUGAAGAGCGCGACGAGCAGCAAUGGCAAACCUCUACCCGACUCCAUCAUACAAACGCUGACGGAACGCGUUCAAAGCAAGGGUAUUGGUGAGCGAAAGAGAUUUGACAACUAUAAUACGCAGAGCGCUACUGCUUUGGAUAAAAGUCCGCUGCACGCCGCCUCCACAUACUACCAACACCAACACCAGCUGUCGCAGCCGCAAACGCCAACGCAUAAACGCCAUCUCAGCGCUGGCGGCAGCGGUGGCGUAGGCUCGACAAUUGCUGCAAUGCCACCACAAACGAAUGUGAAUGCUUCGCCGGCUCAUCAGCCACAACAACAACAACAACAACAACAGGCAGCAGCCACAGCAACAGGAAAAGUGUUGAGCGUCAGCGGCAAGAAGAAGUGUUCACAUUGUGGUGACGAAUUAGGACGCGGUGCCGCCAUGAUCAUCGAAUCGCUGCUACUCUUCUAUCACAUCAAUUGCUUCAAGUGUUGCGUGUGUCACGUACAGCUCGGCGAUGGCUUGAAUGGAACGGAUGUGCGCGUGCGCAAUCACAAAUUGCACUGCCAAAAUUGUUAUUCCAGCGACGAUGGCAUCAAAUUCAGUUGUGUUUGAGGGAGGCAAGUAAAAAAAACAAAAAGGAACCGCACUCUGCGACUAUUGACGAAAUGAAAUGGCUGAAGGAUGCGACAUACAACAUACAUAGAUAUAAAAUAAGCAGCUGCAAAAUGGGUAAAAGCGUAAUGAAAUUGAAGACUGGGGAAAGUGGAUGGUGGUAAAUAGACUACAUCACUAAAAAAAAGGAAGGAAAAAAUGCCAAAUUUGUUUCUUCAGUCAGAGUCAAACGUUGCAUUAGGCGCCUGAAAUGCUGUUAAAUGUUUAUGAUUGAUUUCAAGCUGCAUAUUGAAAAAAAAAAUAUUAAUGGAUGUUAAUAAUUUGCAUGCUUAUCUUUACAAUUUUUAAAAGUAAAAAGCAGUGUUUCAAAUUUUACAUUAAACGAAUUUUACAGAAAAAAUAUACAAUAUUUAGGUAAAAGUUUAACAAAUGCGCUAAAUGCUUAUGAUACUUAGAAAAAAAAAAAAAA